Dichotomopilus funicola is the source of this 1596-nucleotide messenger RNA. RefSeq lists its product as uncharacterized. The transcript has a single exon. Lineage: Eukaryota; Fungi; Ascomycota; Sordariomycetes; Sordariales; Chaetomiaceae. The coding region runs from base 1 to 1596 and encodes 531 amino acids. The record is from RefSeq and is a predicted model, not a curated record.
AUGGCGCCGUCGGAGAUGCAGCGCGGCGCCCGAGCCGCUGGGCAAAACCAACACCAACAACAACACCAACAACAACACGGUGUCAGCAACAACACCAGCGGCGGCGGUCAGAUGAACAGGGACGCUGGGAUGCCCGCGUCGUCGCAGCGUCGGCAUGAUGGUCAGUGGUCGCACGAGGGUGCAUCCUCGUCGCGCCCGAACAGAGAAUUGAUGCCUGCCACAGCAGAGUCUUGGAUCGAGGUCGCCUCGCAGCCGUCGUCGUCGUCGCUGUCGUCCAUCGGAGACGAGAUCGUCACCACAGGUCUUCGUGUCGGAACCGGUGCUGGUGCGUCGUAUCCGCCCAGGCGGAGGCGGCCACAUGCACAACAACACCAACACCAGCAGCCGAUGCCCGGUUCGUUCAUCAUCGGUCAUCCGGCAACGCAGACCGGCGCGACGAGCAGCCAAGAGGAGUACGACGAGACGGAGAGCGAGGAGGAUAGGGUCAUGACGAGCUCAACGGAAGCCGCACACCCUGCUUCUGCUCAUGUACUCCGGCAGCACACCGCUGUUCGGGCGUCCGCUACUGUCGAGAGUGAUUCCGACGACGACGAUGUCGACGAGAAUGCCACAGCCCUCGGCCGCCGACCGUCCGACCACACCCCCAUCUUCCGACCGCAACCAAACGCCUUCUCCCACCCACCUUCUCAUCUCACCCACCGCCAUUCCACCGCCUCAGCGCCCCCACACUCCCACCCACACUCUGGUGCGUACUCCUCGCGGCCCCACGCCCGCCCCCAUCACCAUCGCGGCCCACCAAACUACAUGUCGCCCUCCUACCAAGCCGACAACGACGCAGCCCUCCGCGCUUCUUUGACCACCCUCCUCUCCUGCGCAGCCGCCGCCCGCGGUCUACCCAAAACCGACGACGGGCUCACCACGGCCGGCGCAGCCGGCGUCGGUGCCGGUGUCGUCCCGGGCUCCCAGCCCAUGGAACUCCGUUUGGUCCCCGAAUCCGAACUCAUGGCCACCGACAACAUCGCACCACCACCAGCACGACGUCCAUCCCGUCGGCAGGCUGCCACCACUAAUACAGCCACAAACACCUCCCACUCCCCACCAACAACAACCACCCGAACCCCCUCCAACUCCUCCUCUCCCAGUGGUCCCUCUUCCCACAACGGCCGUGACAACAAACGCGCCGCAGGAACGACCCCAUCAGGAGCAGCAGGCGCAAGCACAAAGAAAAAGCGCUCCCUCCAACACGGAGGCGACUCCUCCUCGUCUAGUGAAACCCUGAUCUUCAACCUCAGCCCUACCCUCUUAACAUGGGUUGUUAGCGCCGGUGUUGUCGUGCUGGUGUCUGUUGUUGGAUUUGGGGCUGGGUAUGUACUUGGUCGGGAAGUGGGACGGCAAGAGGGUGGUGCUGGGGGGGUUGUUUCGUCUUUGACUGGGGCUGGUGCUACUAGCACCGGCGGUGGAGGGAUAGCGACGAAUGCAUCGGCCGGGUGUGGGGGGGAGUUGUUGGGGGCUGGGUCGAGUGCGGUUGGAGGAGGGGGGACGGGGACGUUUAGGAGGAUGAGGUGGGGUGGGGUUGGGAGGAGUGUUACUGCUUGA